UUUCGAAAAAUCACUCCAAAUAUGACCCGUGAGGAUGCACCCCAGAAUUAUAUCCGUCAUAAAUAUCUCUCACCGACCAUUUGCUAUUUGGAGAAUGGCAAGACUCAGCCUUUCAGUGGCAUGUUUGCCCUGUACUUCAACACCUUUUUGGGUGCCACAAAUGCAGAGUUCUUCACGUAUCCUAUGGAUGUCACCAAGACUCGCCUGCAUUUGCAGGGAGAGGCGGCGGAGAAGUCGGGACGGGGUAAGCCCCGGCUCGGAAUGAUGGGCACUGCUCUGGGCAUGGCACGGCAGGAGGGUCUGAGCGGUCUCUAUGCCGGAUUGUCCGCCAUGAUCAUCAGGAAUCUCUUCUUCAAUGGCUUGCGUGUGGUAUUCUAUGACUGCCUUCGCUCGAGAUUGGCCUAUGUCGAUCCUGGCAGUGACAAGGAGGUUUUGACAGUGUCCCGUGGAUUUGGUGCAGGUUGCUUGGCAGGGUGUGCUGCUCAGUUUAUAGCCAAUCCUCUGGACGUUGUCAAAAUUCGCAUGCAAAUGGAGGGCAGACGCAGGGCUCUUGGACAUCCGGCGCGAGUGAGUAAUGUCAGGCAGGCAUUGGGGGAUGCCUACCAGCAUGGCGGCUUGCGAUCGUUGUGGAAGGGCUGUGGCCCCAGCUGUGCACGCGCCAUGCUAAUGACAGCUGGGGACACAGCCUGCUACGAUCUAAGCAAACGUCACUUCAUGGCCUGGCUACAAUGGCCAGAUGACCUUUUCAUUCAAUUUCUAUCGUCCAUUUCUGCGGGUUUUGCAGCAAGUGCUUUGAGCACUCCCACGGAUGUGGUCAAGUCGAGGAUUAUGAAUCAGCCGACGGAUAAGUCUGGCAAAGGUCUGCACUAUAAGAACGCCUUCGACUGCUAUUUAAAGCUCAUCACACAAGAGGGUCCCACGGCCAUGUACAAGGGUUUUAUACCCUGUUGGAUGCGCAUAGGUCCUUGGUCGGUGGUAUUUUGGGUUACCUUUAAGAACCUCAGAAAGUUGCAGGGACAAACGGGGUUUUGAGAUGUACGAAAUCAGGGAAUAUUUUAACAAAAUUAACAAAAUUUCUCUAAAAAUAGACAUAAAUUUUUAAAAGUAUACCUAAAUGAC
Messenger RNA from Drosophila miranda, 1119 nucleotides. RefSeq names its product mitochondrial uncoupling protein 4C-like. NCBI's taxonomy places the organism in Eukaryota, Metazoa, Arthropoda, Insecta, Diptera, Drosophilidae. Gene Ontology annotation, biological process: response to cold. The record is from RefSeq and is a predicted model, not a curated record. The transcript is spliced from 2 exons. The coding region runs from base 22 to 1032 and encodes 336 amino acids.